AGUAUCCCUUGCAGUAAAUAGGGUGCAACAAAAAGAAAAACAGCACAACCAAACUAGUUGCUAAACACAUUUGUUGUUAUCUUGAAAAUGAUCAUUUGGACUUAAUGAGUAAAAAGGCCAAAAGGUUGGCCAUCAUUAUUACAUCGAAAUGUUUCUACGACUGCCCAUGAGUUUGGCGCGCUUCCUGAAUAAUGGACGCCUGCGAAUACUACUCCUCUUUCUGAUCGUUCUGCUGGUUCUGGGUAUUUGCAUCACAUACAAUAAUUGGCCAACCGAUGCUGAGCUUUGCUUUAGGGAUGUAACCCCAGCAAUAUCUAAGUUAGAAGCAGAUGAACAUAUUGCAUUAGAAGAUGUGCUUUUGGGACAUCCCAAACCAAGAGCCGGUCGGAGCAUAUUCUUCCAUGAGACCAGUUGCCAUCUGUUCAGAAAGGAGGAGCGGAAGCAGGGCAAGAAAAAAGAGUACAAAUUACUACAGCUGACACCACGUCAGGCCUGUGCCAUUGAGUCCGCCGCUCUCCAUAAUCCGAAUUUCGACAUUUUUGUCCUAUUUGCCGAUCCCACCUAUAAAGUGACUAAAUGGCGAAAUGGCAGCCUAGAACAGUCGCCAUUGAUCGAAGCCAUAUUGGGUUACAAUAAUGUACAUUUAAGAAGCUUGAAUCUCUGGACUUACUCGGAGGGUACACCUAUCGAGGCGUGGUUCAAGGACGGUCAACUGUUUCAAUCCAGAUAUUUAUUCUCUCAUUUAUCGGAUUUUCUGCGAUAUCUCACUUUAUAUCGCUAUGGUGGCCUCUAUUUGGAUAUGGAUGUGGUGGUGCUUCGCAGCAUGGAAGAUAUUCCACCCAAUUACACUGGCGCCGAAUCUCAUAGCUCUCUAGCUGCUGGUGUCAUGAAUUUCGCAGCUCACGGCUUUGGUCACGAAAUCGCCGAAUCUUGUCUACGGGAUUUUCAACAAAAUUUCGAUGGCAGCGAUUGGGGUCAAAACGGUCCGGGAGUCAUAACUCGUGUAGCCCAAAAGAUUUGCGGCACUCAGGACAUUUCGUUAAUGAUUGAGGAUAGCAAACGUUGCCUUGGUUUUAAAGUAUAUUCUCGUGGCGCUUUCUAUGCCAUUCCCUGGAGGCAGUGGCAGGAUUUCUUUGAACCCCACAAACUGGAAACGACUAUGGCCCGUGCCAAAGACUCGUAUGUGAUUCAUGUGUGGAAUAAGCACUCGAGUAAAUUAAAAAUUCGUUAUGGUACUAAAUCCGCCUAUGCACAAUACGCCGAAUCGAAUUGUCCUCGUGCUCUGGCAGCAUCUGGGGAAUAUUUCUAGGUAACAAAAACUAGUUCAAAUGCUUUUCUGUUGUUGUUUUAGGAUUAAGCAAAAACCACCCACAUACCAAAAAUAUGUAUUAUUUUGUGAGAGCAUCCAGCUUUCCAAUGGUUGCUUAGUUAUAAUAAUUUGUUUUUAUUUUAAUUUAGCCAGGCUUUUCCAAACAACAUUACCAAAACAUAACAUAACAAACAAAAUAAGUUGCUCCCAGCUUGAAACUGAAUCUGAAUCAAAAAAUAUUGUCACAAUUUAUGAUUUCACUCGAAUUGAAUAAGCAAUAUUUUGAAUAUCAAAAAAUGUAUACUAUAUAAUAGUAAAAAUUAAGGCAGAGCAGAAAUGGAUGUAUAUGCAUAGUAUAUGCAAAAUCUAUAUUUUUCUAUAUGUUUAUAUAAUUUUUUUAUUGUUUAAGUGGGGAAAAAAAUGAAUUUUUGAAGGAAAUCUCUGUAACAAAUAAUCGAACAAAUAAUAAGUAUAAUAAGUAUAUAAUCUCUACUCUAAUUGUGAAAUUUAUGAAUCUAUUUGAGAUGGAUAUUCUACUGAGUGUAUACAAUUUUCAUACCGUAUUUGAAAUACAAAAAUAAAUGCAUUAACUCAA
This is a messenger RNA of Drosophila willistoni, 1904 nucleotides long. RefSeq names its product lactosylceramide 4-alpha-galactosyltransferase. Gene Ontology annotation, molecular function: alpha-1,4-N-acetylgalactosaminyltransferase activity. The record is from RefSeq and is a predicted model, not a curated record. The transcript has 2 exons. Gene Ontology annotation, biological process: glycosphingolipid biosynthetic process. The coding region runs from base 149 to 1309 and encodes 386 amino acids. NCBI's taxonomy places the organism in Eukaryota, Metazoa, Arthropoda, Insecta, Diptera, Drosophilidae.